AAUGGCUUCUAAGGGUUCACUCCAGAAGCAGAAGCAGAAGCAGAAGCAGAAGUGGAAACCCGCGUUGAGUUCAGUUCACUGCACAAACAGAGCACAAUAUACACGCCAUCGUCAUGUUUCGUGUUAGCGCUGUCACUAUCACUGUAACUGUCAUAUAAAAGGAGAGACUCUCUCUCAUACACACACUUUCCCUCUCUUCUUCAUGGCUAUUCUACCUCCUGCUUCUUCAUUUCCCUCUGCUACUGAAGGAAUAUUUUACUCAACACCAUAUGGGAUAACAAGCAAUUCAAUCAAACUUCCUAUUGAUGGGCGAAGGGGGCAUGAUCUUGCCAGCACAAGAUGCAAAAGUCCAUUUUUUGGAAUGUCGCACUUCCUCUGGCUAUCCACAGGGCAUGAUAUGUGCCUUUCAAAGGUUCAUGUUGCUGCAGACUAUUCAGAUUCUAUACCUGAUUCUUCUAGUGACAUGAAUGAACAAGGUUAUCAUCCUCUUGAAGAACUGAGAGGUUCCACUGAUAUUCAGCCAGCUAGACUUUCUCCUACUGGAAUAGCAAAAACAACUGUAGAGGCUAAUAACAAUGCUUUGCUAGUAUUUCCUGGAACGGUACACUGUGAACCACAUGACCAGAUUUCAUGGGCUGAGUUUCAAUAUCAUAUUGAUGAUUUUGGAGAUAUAUAUUUUGAAAUCUUUGAUGGUGCAAACCUUUUGGCAGAUCGUGGAGCUAACAAUCCUGUGAAUGCUUUGAUUGGAAUGGACAUCCCAAUAUAUGAUAAUAAUAGAAGGACUGCUAGUGAAUAUGACAUUUUCAAUAAUGGCAACAAUGAUGAAUUUGAUGAUGAUGAUUAUAUUGAGGUUUCAGAAAUGGAGGAGUAUAAUAUUCCAGUGAAUUGGGGACUGUCUGAUACUGCUAACUCAGUUCAUCCAAUUUAUUUCUCGAAGUGCUUAUCAAAGGCUGUCAACAACAUGGAAUAUGUUAAAAGAAUGAAUCGUCCUUCAAAUGCUGUUUCUAUUAUAGGGUACCUUAGACCCGCUUAUGGUGAAGAAAAGUCAUAUCUAAGGAUGUAUCAUGCUGAAGAUGGUGGUGAUGUAUACACUUCAGACUGGAAAGAUUUUUACUCAGAUAGUAUUAAUGAUCAAAGGGACAUGAGAUUGACAUUAUAUCGGUUGGAGAUUUUGAAAAUCGAGCUCCACUCCAUGUAUGGAUAUCAGUCUGAAAUUAGUGUGCUAGAGUUUCAAGAUGCUGAACCCGAUAUUCUUGCACGCUCUUCUUCGGCAAUUCUGGAGCGCUUCAACCAAUUCUGUGAUGAAGCUCUUAAAGCUCUUUGCAAGAAGAAGGGUCUUGAUGCCAAGGAAGCUUACCUGGUUGGGGUUGACAGCCUUGGCGUGGAUGUUAGGGUUCUUUCAGGUGCAGAAGUAAAAACUCAUCGCUUUGCAUUCAAAGUCCAGGCCGCCACAGUAAAUGCAGCUGAAAAACAGCUUUGGCAACUUUUGUUUCCCCGAUCUCAGCGAAAAAAGAAUAUGAAGAAAUGGCGGGCUGUCAGUAUGAGUUGAGGAUCCCUCGGUGAUUGAUCCUUAUUUUUUGACCUUGUUCUUUUCAAACUUUCGGUAGAGUCUGAUGUGGAGCAGUUAAUAUCUUAAUGUAUAAAUAGUUCUAUAAUCUGUACAUUAUUUCCGGGUAAAUCGUAUACAGCAUUUUUUCGGUGCAUCAUCUGAGUUUAGGAAAAGAAGAGAUUAGCUGCAAAAGUUAAACCUAAGCUUCACUAGGUUUAAUUAGGUUGAUAUUUACUCGCUAAGUCUUUCCCUUGUUGACCCUAUAAUUUUACUUGGGUUGAAAAGGGGUCAUGGCGGUUGUCUUCUUUUUCUUCCUCUACUUCCUUGUAGAUCAGAUGUGUUAAAAUGUUAUCUGUCAUUUCUGAAUAAUAAGUGAUGCUGAGCGACAACAUUUAUUUAUAGAUAAAACUGUUUCCUCAA
Cajanus cajan (pigeon pea) is the source of this 1969-nucleotide messenger RNA. NCBI's taxonomy places the organism in Eukaryota, Viridiplantae, Streptophyta, Magnoliopsida, Fabales, Fabaceae. The record is from RefSeq and is a predicted model, not a curated record.